Messenger RNA from Ahaetulla prasina, 6275 nucleotides. Its product is annotated as apoptosis regulator BAX-like. The transcript has 6 exons. The coding region runs from base 897 to 1475 and encodes 192 amino acids. The record is from RefSeq and is a predicted model, not a curated record. Gene Ontology annotation, biological process: release of cytochrome c from mitochondria; intrinsic apoptotic signaling pathway in response to DNA damage; extrinsic apoptotic signaling pathway in absence of ligand. Gene Ontology annotation, cellular component: mitochondrial outer membrane. Lineage: Eukaryota; Metazoa; Chordata; Lepidosauria; Squamata; Colubridae. Gene Ontology annotation, molecular function: channel activity; protein heterodimerization activity; protein homodimerization activity.
CCCCACCCCACCCCGGCAUGGUCAUGUGAUCAUAUUUUGAGUGCUCAGUAACUGGCCCUCAUCUACAUCUGUUUGCAGUGUCCCAUGGUCACAUGACUACGAUUUAAUCUGUUUGUUUGACAGAAACCAGCGUUUACUUUCAAUUUUCCACCCAUUGGGGAAGAUAGACUCACUUAACAAUCAUGGUAGUUACUUAAUGACUGCUGCAAAAAAGGUUGUAAAAUUGGCUGUGAUCAGGUGACCCAACAAACAGCAUGAUUUGCAACCAUAAUUCCAGGCUAACUUACGGUCAUAAAUCAAGGACUACCUGCAUGCAAGCUCUAAGAAACCCUGAGUCAAACCAUUUUUACAUUAUGGCUGUAAGGCAACUUUGCUGUCCCCCUGACAUCUGUGUGAGCCAGGCAGAAGAAUGUUGAAGUUAGAGAUGAAUUAUUUCUGGCUGAGUGGUUUUAGAUCCUUGGUCUCUUUAUUAGUUCUGUGGAGAGACUAAAAAUAAUGACCUGAUACUUGAAACAAUCACCUGAAAUGAUAGCUAAAUAUGCUGCUAGGUAAAUAAUUAGUCAUGAUAAGACUGUCUUGAAAGGAAAUGAGUGGCACGUCAAAGAAAUGAAAAAGGAAAUUGAUUUAUUUUGCUAGAACUGAUGAAGGAAGAAGUUGAUUUUCUUUAUAAUCUUUUAUUGACAUUUGCAGCAGGUAAAUUUCGGGCCUUAGGGAAGGGGUUUCUCGAUUAAAAGAUGAGUCAACCAUGUUGACAUGAGUAAGAGUGUACAAAGGUUCACAUGCUGCUCUGUAAGUUUGCUUCUUAGUUUCUGUUCAUCAUUCUCUUAGUUUCGAUUCAUCAGUCAUCAGUUCCAUCCCCUUGGACACUGCAAGAUUCACUACCCCAUUUCCAGUAGAUGAAAACCUUCAGGGAAGGCACAAGUUCAGAUCAAAUCCUUCAGACAGGAACCAUUCUUCUCAAAAGCUUUAUCAGGGAUCGGGUACAGUGCUGUGGAGAUUCGGAACGCAUUGAGGUGACCAUGGCAGAGCUUGAAAAUCCAGAGGCUCAGGCUUGUAAUUCCAAUACCAAAUCACUAAGUGACUGCCUGCGCCGGAUUGGAGAUGAGCUGGAUGGAAACACGGAGCUGCAGAGGAUGAUAGAACAAGUUCAGAUGUAUCCCCCCAAGGAAGUUUUCUUUCGAGUGGCUGCUGAGAUGUUCUCGGACGGUGCUUUUAACUGGGGCCGUGUGGUGGCAUUGUUUUAUUUUGCAUGCAAGUUGGUCCUAAAAGUAGUGUGCAGUAAAUUACCAGAGCUCCUAAGAACUGUCAUCAGCUGGACGAUGGAAUAUAUCCAGGAACAUGUCCUGUCCUGGAUCCAAGCCCAGGGAGGAUGGGAAGGCCUCCUCUCCUUUUUCGGCACCCCCACUUGGCAAACCAUUGCUGUCUUUGCUGCGGGGGUCUUGACUGCCUCACUGACCUUCUGGAAGAUGUCUUAAUCCUCAGCCCCCUCCUCAAGGAGGACCUUUUCCUUACAAGAACAAGUGGAGGAGGGGCAGGUUCCCCCCCACCAUUUCCUAACCAAGAAAAAAACGUUUUAGGAUUCCUUUUCAGACCUGUGCUGUUGCUCAUAUUUGGUGCCUUUUUUUCAAAAAAGUUGCACACUUUUUUGUUUUGACAAGUGUGUACUUCUCGCUUGCUUUUUCCAAUCAAUCAGCCUCUUGGACUUAGAGGUCCGAAGACAUUAAGAUUCUACAGUUUUGAAACAAUGACGGGGAACAAGGUUGAAGGAUGCAAGUUGAUUAGUUCUCUCUACCAGCAGUUUGCAAAUAACUGCUAAACGUUUAUACCGAUUUUUGGAAGAUUAAUCCCAGAUUUCUUCUGCUAGCAGAAAUAGCAGUGCAUUUGUCCAGCAUCCUCAGAUUAGAUGUUUUCUAAGGGAUCCGUGCAAACAAGUUUUGAUACUUUAUGUUUUUCUUUCCUCGAACAGAAACUGAAUUUUGGCAAUAUCCUGAGAGAAAACCAACUUCUCUCCUUAGUAAACUUUGAAUAAAUUACACUUCUGCUGGUAAAUCUUUUUUAAAAAACAAAAGAACAACAACAGGUCAUUGAUCUGGUCACAAUCAAAGUAGAGGAAAUAUUUACAAGCCUUUUGCAACUAUUGAUGCGUACAGGACUUUUUUGGCUGACUUUUUACACAGGAACUGUAUUGCUGGAAAAUGAGAAUUUGGAAGCCAUCCUUCGUUCUGCUAGAUCUGUGUUUUUCUGUAGAAAUGCUCUGAGGGACACUAAAUAGAAACAUGUUCUAAUCUAAAUGGGUCUGUCCCCAGUCCAAGCAAACAGAAGGUGAGAAAAAUGCUUUAUAAAAGCAACAUGUCUCCAGGUGAAACACAGAAGACAUCGCAAGAUUGAGACGAAAUGACUGGAAGAUUCCCUUCCCUUUACUGCUUCAUUCUGUCCUCAUAGGAAAUAACUUUUCACUUGCCUUGGAGAUCUGAGUCAAGAAAUGGAGAAGAGAGAAUGCAAAGGGCUUCUGAUCUAUUUAUUCUACAAGAAUUUUUUUUUCAUUGCUCGCUUCUUCUCCGUUUCUAUAUUUUACCUCAGCCUUCCCCAAUCUUGUGAUCUCCAGAAGUUUCUCAAAUAGUAUGCUGGUUGGGAAUUCUGGAAGUUGCAUUCUUAAUCGAUUUGAAAGGGGCCAAGUUGAGGGAACCUGUUGACUCGAAUCACCCUUGGAGGUUUCUUUAGUCUUUAGACUUGGCCAAAUAAAAAAGAAAUCUCCAGGAAAUCCAGCAAGUCAUACUCUCUUCUACCAUAUCCUAGUACUUUGUAUCUCAUUAUAGCUGUGAUAACGGUUGAGACAUUUGGCUGCAUGUGACUAUUGUGGGGUUGUUUGCUUUUUUGGCUACAUUGCUUCUUUAUUUUCAUGUGUGCAAUGAUAAACAUUGUGACUGCAGAUCUAUGUGCAAAAGAUGGAGCAUCUGCUUAUAUGCCCCCAAAGUAUGCCCACAUAUUGAUACCCAUCUUGGAUUAUGGAUUUCACGUUGAUAUUUAUUGGUAUGCAGGAAAUAUUUAUCAUUCUCGGAUCAGGAAUAGAAACAUGAUCCUCCAGAUCAAUGGUUAAAUGCCUAUGGAGAUUCUCAGUCAUCCAUGUCAUAGUUUGCCCAACUAUGGGACAUCUGUGGGACUCCAGAUUAAUGUUUCUCAAUCUCAGCAAUUUAAAGACAUGUGGACUUCAACUUCCAGAAUUCUGGGAAUUGAAGUCCACAAAUCUUCAAGUUGCCACAGUUGAGAAACAUUGCUCAGGAUGCUGCUGAAUUAUAAAUUCCCAGCUGCUUCAACUGCCAUGGGUGUUGCUGGGAAUUUGUACUUCAGCAGCCUGUAAUGAGGAGGCCACAUAUUCCCACCCCUGGUUUUAACAUUUCCCAAAAGUAUUUACAUUCACUUUUAUCUUCCAGUCGAUCAACGGAUAAUCAAAAUGUGUCUUUACACUUCUGUAAAGUGUACAGUGUUUGCCUUCCAAAUGAAUCUUUUCAAGCUAUAUUGAACUAGAAGGGGGUGGGCCAAAUAAUAUAUUGUUGAGCUAUUUGACCAGGAGUUAGGGUACUGAAAUUGUUGUGGUGUAUCAAGCUAAGUGAGAGACACACAAAAAAAAAAAAAUCAGCAAUACCAGUUCUAUUGCUUAUUUGGUGACUUUUGGUCAUCAGUCUUCCCUGUUGCUGCCACAACAUCUUUGUUGUUUUAGCUUCCAGGAAUGAAAGAUGGCAUGCAUAGCUCUGAUAACCUACAUUGGGUUAGACCAGGGAUGGGGAACUAUGGCACUUUUAUGACUUGUGGACUUCAACUCCCAGAAUUCCUGAGCCAGCCAUGCUGGAAUUCCCAGGAAUUCUGAGAGUUGAAAUCCACAAGUCAUAAAGGGGCCAUAGUUCUCCACCUCUGCCUUAGACUAUUGGUGUCUUUCACACAAUUUAGUCCUAGCCCUGUUUGUAAAGCAAGUAAUCUCUGCUAGUGAGUGAGCAUGUAUGCCAAUUUGCAUCCCCUAAAAAAAAAAACCCAGCUCACUGUGUUUUUCACUCACCAUAAGGUUGCCUGGUGCUGUUCCUUAAAAUUGUGGCCUUCCAGGUCAAAAAGAGCCAAGGUACGAGCAUUGGGAAUCCAGAUGGUCCCAUCCAUCAGAGAUGUUUAAAAAAAAAAAAGCUGGCACAUGGGGUUUAAACUCCCCCCCCCCACUGCCACUUGUGGCUUCCUUCUCAGCAUGUUUUGUGAACAAAGCCAAUAUAAGCUAUCAUUUGAUAGUGCUAGGACUGCCAAAUCUGUCAGACAUUGAUCGGUGGCAACCAUCAAGUAGGAGUCAGGGAAUUCUUUCAGAUCAUUCUUAGUUGCAAAGAAAUGGUUGUGGCAAAUGUGGUAGAGGAUUUUUAAGGCGGUGGUUAUCCAGUUCUAGAAACCUGGUUUUUUUCCAUCCUCUUGCCAAUUCUAAGUGGGGUAUCCCUGUCAGACUACCUGAUACAGUUGUACAUUCUUCUGUCGUUGUGCUCAAUUUAUAUAAUGGCAGCACAUCAAGCUAGGCUAACAUCUGAGAUCUGUUUUGUUAUCCUUUGUAGAUUUAGCCAGCGAAUGACCCUUCUAUUCAUCCAAGCACAUUGGUUCAGCUGGAUGCUACAAGUUGCGGCUGGAGAUGAGAGAUAAUGAGAGAUAAGGUUUAGGGGCAGUGAAUGCAGUGGAGGCAGGAGUGGGUCAAUAUGAAUUAAUUGUACUUGAAUAAUUAUAUUGGGGAGGGAUUUUGUUACCUCAGGGGGUUGGGUUAGGGAGGGAAUGAAUUGCCAUUAAGGGUUGGGCUUAGGUAGUCCGGACAAAUUCCAUUUUUCUCAGAAGAGCCAGAAGCAGAACAAUGCAUAAAAAACAUGGGUUUGUGGACGCUGAGGCUUCUGUUGUAAUUCUUUAAAGUAUUUUGGGGUGCUGUGGAUUUUCAUAAUAUAAUAAUUUUGGAAUUGUGAAGUAAAAGAGUCCAGGAGUGUGAAUUUACUGGACUAGGGGUGGGUUGGAUUGGGUUUAUCUAGAUCUUUGGCUUACUUUUUGUAGUGCUUUGAUAUUUCAAGCUGUGUGGGUUUUUUUCUUUCAAAAUUUCUGGCUCUUUGAGGAGGUGUGGCUUAUAGAUAGCAUGGCUGUGUUUUAUGGCAUUAGUUUGGGAUUAGCAGGCAACAAUGCUGUGGGAUUUUUGGGCAGUUGGCUAUUAAUUGUCAAUUGAGAUUCAGUUAUGCCUAAAUCUGUGCUGUGUCGCCCUGGAUUUGUACCUUCAUAUGGAUGAUGUUUUGUUUUUGUUCAGAUGCUUAUUUUGCAUCAUGCUUCCCUUCCCCAAAAGUAUGGGGGACCCUUCUCAUUGCACCAGCAUGUUCAAUUAUUCUUUUGCCACCCAGUGUUAAAAAUACACGCAUCUUGCACAUGGGCAAGUAGCCAAUGUGAAACAAGUAGCUACAACAAAUAACCCUGGGUGGAUUGCCUCUGGGCGUUUAUCUUUCUUAGCCAACAGUCUUCAUGGAUGGGCAAGUUCCUGAGGAACUGUUCAGUUCCUCCUGCUCCAUAUCCCCUUAACUCAGCACAGGACCUCUGUGCUACAUCAGUAGACUGCUGAGAUGAAGAGUAAGUCUUAGCCCAAAGUUCCUGUUCCAAAGCUCCAAAGUUAGCCAGAGGUAGUGUUGAUGGUUGCUCAGCCAGCUUAAGUUUUUCAUCUUUGCCAUCAGAUUCACUUCAUUUAUUUGUUCAGAAGGCAAGGAAGGAAGGAAACAAUAUUUGAAACUGUCAGCCGUGUGGGCAAUUUAGACAGAACGCUAUUCUCUUAGCUGGCCCCAAUCUGGUAUCUUUGCCUGCUUAAUCAUCUAUCCUAACAAGCUGUCAUGUUUUCAAUCAGGAAUUAAAUUCUUGAAUUAUGUAUAUUUCUGGGGUUUGACAUAUACCGCAAGAGGUCUGCAGGCCUGAGACACAGUGGCUGACAUGGUCGGUAGCUGUGCCUCUUAAGGUUGGAAUCCAGUCACAUCUGAUUGUAAAGCCAACGUUAACAUGCACCCAGGUUAGCUGUUCUAUUGUUCAAGUUUAUUCAUGUCUGUAUUUUCUAUGCAAUUGACCCUUCCCUUACUUAGGCAAUAGUUUCUACAUUUUUUUUAACAAAAAAGUUUUUUUGAAAACUACCUUACCAUUUUAUAAUUUUUUAAAAAAAUGUUUGAUUCAUCUUUAAUCUGUCAAUUGAAGUUACAAUGGAUUUUUUUUGUUAGUGUGGAAAUUAAAAAUGAGAAAAAAAAACUUAA